Messenger RNA from Melozone crissalis (California towhee), 2414 nucleotides. It is a transcript of the gene ASB1, whose product is annotated as ankyrin repeat and SOCS box containing 1. The coding region runs from base 40 to 1044 and encodes 334 amino acids. Lineage: Eukaryota; Metazoa; Chordata; Aves; Passeriformes; Passerellidae. Gene Ontology annotation, biological process: intracellular signal transduction; protein ubiquitination. Gene Ontology annotation, molecular function: protein binding. The record is from RefSeq and is a predicted model, not a curated record. Gene Ontology annotation, cellular component: ubiquitin ligase complex. The transcript has 5 exons.
GACCGGGGCAGGGCGAGAGAGCGGGGCCGGCGGGGCGCGAUGGCGGAGGGCGGGGACGCGCCCGCCCCGGGCAGCGCAGGUCGCAACCUGAAGGAGUGGCUGCGGGAGCAGUUCUGCGACCACCCGCUGGAGCACUGCGAGGACACCCGGCUGCACGACGCGGCCUUCGUGGGGGACCUGCCCACGCUGCGCAGCCUGCUGCAGGACGAGAGCUUCCAGAGCCGGAUCAACGAGAAGUCGGUGUGGUGCUGCGGCUGGCUGCCCUGCACGCCGCUGCGCAUCGCCGCCACCGCCGGCCACGGGCCCUGCGUCGACUUCCUGCUGCGCAAGGGGGCCCAGAUCGACCUGGUGGACGUCAAGGGGCAGACAGCUCUCUACGUGGCCGUGGUCAACGGGCACCUGGAGUGUGCCAAGAUCCUGCUGAAGGCCGGCGCUGACCCCAACGGGAGCCGGCACCACCGCAGCACCCCGGUGUACCACGCGGCGCGGGUGGGGCGCGCCGACAUCCUGCAGGAGCUCAUCAGGUACGGCGCGGACGUGGACGUGAACCACCAGCCGGCGUCGCGCGGGCCGGGGCAGGCGCUGCGGCCGCUGACCACGCUGGUGGUGUGUCCCCUGUACAUCAGCGCUGCCUACCACAACCUGCCCUGCUUCCGCCUGCUGCUCCAGGCGGGAGCCGACCCGGAUUUCAACUGCUGCGGGCCCAUCAACGUGCAGGGCUUCUCGCGGGGCUCGCCCGUGUGCGUGCUGGACGCCGUACUGCGGCACGGCUGCGAGCCCGCCUUCGUGCGCCUGCUCGUCGACUUCGGCGCCGAUCUCAACCUCGUCAAGGUGGAGGCCCUGGGGCUCGAGGCCACAGGCAGGGUCAAGGUGAACGCCGAGGCGCUGGAGGUGUUCAAAGAGGCGAGGGGCCGCGCCCGGAGCCUCUUGUCCCUGUGCCGCAUAGCAGUGCGGAGAAUCCUUGGCAAAUCCCGCCUGGAUCUGAUCCACAGCCUUCCCAUCCCUGACCCCAUUAAACAAUUUUUACUCCAUGAAAACAGUUAAGGGGCGGCUGGCUGCUUUUGGGGACAGUGUGACUUGGUAAAUGAGUGCCCUGACAGAGCCAGGUGCCAACCCUGCCUCUUUUUCCUUCAUGGAGUGCACAUAAUUCCCUGCUCCUGUGGAUUGUUUUUUCUCCUCCAGAUUUAGGGUGCAGUGAUUCAGUGUCUUAUCUCCUUGGGGAGAGGCUGCUAAACGUGUGUGGGUGUUGCUGGAGCAAAUACAAUAUAUCCUGUAGCUGUUGGCAAAUGUGUAACCUCUGUUACUGAUCUGUGUCACACACACACACACACACCCCCCUGGGGUCUCUGUGGCAUUUCUGUGUGGGGAAAGUGUCCCUACUUUACUCUUUUUCCCAUCAAACCAGAAGUUCCUACCUACAUUUUACUCCAUAUCCCAUGGUAAGAGCAGAGAAAACCCACCCAGAUCCACGUAAUGGGUCUGUUUUGUUUGCAUCGUGGAAAAGGGAGAAAAAAGGGGGUUUUUUUGAGGAGCUGGGAGAUUUUGUGCUUCUAAUCACAGUGUAGCAUCCAGCAGCCUGGGCUCCUUUCACUUCCAGCGCCUCUUCAUGCCACAAACUCCCACAAGAGUCAAUUCUGCAGGGAUUCAGCAGCCUUUUGUUGGGGUCUCAGGAUCAGCCAGUGAUGUGCUCAGUGCAGAGGAAUCCUUGUCAAAACAGCAGCUUUAGAAGGAUAGAGAUGAUGAUGCCUUAGGAUCUUGGGAAAAAUCUCAGGUGAUAAUUGGUACUUGCUUUAACUUUUCUGAUUCAAGUAAAGUCACUGUGUUAUAAGUUAAUAUUUUUUUGGAUGAUUUUUCUUUGCUAGCUCUUCUCCCCACACUCAUCCAGCUGGCAAAGGUAAUUUUCCACAUGUGACCUUAAAGAUCAGAGAAUCCCAGCUUGGUUUGGGUUGGAAGGGACCUUAAAGCUCACCUAGGUCAUGGGCAGGGACAGCUUCCACUAUCCUGGGUUGCUCCAAGCCCUGUCCCUGGACCCUAUGGGGCCUCAGUGUUGGUUCCAAAAUGUUCUUUUCCCAGAGGCAUAAAUAAAUGGAAAAUCUAGCCAAAGCAGAGGAUGUUUCCAGACCUUCUCCAGGUGAGGUGCAGUGGAUGUGGAGCUGUGGGCAGGUGAGGAGGGGCAGUUCUGCACCGUUCCCUUCCCAGGCCUGCAGCUGGUUUUGGUUUUCCCGUCGCUGGCAGCGAGUUGUGCACUGGCUUUAUAGAGGUGUGAACAUGCCUGGGCGAUGCAAACAGGUUGUAAAGCCUCUUGGCACCUGGCUGGGGGAUCCAUAAUGGUUUGCAGGAGCUCACUGCGCUCCUGAGCUCCUGUGUGGGGAGGCAGAAAAUGAGAUGGGCUGGCUUGAGACAGUGCCACGGGA